UACAGUGAGGGAAAGACGUGCUGGCCUGGAGAGAGAGAGAGAGAGAGAGAGAGAGUUAUUUCGUGUCUUCUUAUAAGCGAUAAACAAAACAACGAAGGAAGGAAGGAAGGAAGGAAGGAAGAGAAUAAUGAAGGAGACGAUGAUAGGCUGUGAAGAGAAGGAGGAGGAGAGGAGGAGACAUGAGGAAUCCAUCACAUCCUUAACCUACAAACCACUGCAGGAUGAAGGAGAGCGAGAGGUACUGAUCCGCCACGCCAGCAUGGAGGAGGUGGUCGCCCAGAUCCACUCCGGCACCAAUCUGUGGAAGGUCCGAGGAAUAAAUAAACGGUUCCUUCGCCACUACAAGGUUGACGUGGAGAACAUGUCGCUUGUCGGAGAGUCCAGAAAGUGGUGGGCUGCUGGCAACUUCACUGGCAGCGAAGGUCCUGAAAAUGCAGUGCCCCUGCUGGAGAUUACAGAGGUGCGGUCAGGCUGGAAGACCGACACUUUUAACAAGGUCAGCUCUUACCUGGAGAAACUGAAGGAGAAGAAUGCUGCUGGAGGAGGAGCAGUAGGAGGAGGAGGAGUAGCAGCAGGAGGAGUAGCAGCAGGAGGAGGAGGAGGAGGAGGAGGAGCAGCAGCAGCAGCAGCAGCAGCAGGAGGAGGAGGAGGAGAAGGAGGAGGAGGAGGUGGUGGAGAGAAGGAGGAGGAAUUGUUGGACGAGCGGCGGUGCUUCUCAGUGAUCCACGGCCCCAGCGGAAGGGAGGUGCUGGAUCUGGUGGCGGAGUCGGAGGAGGAGAGGGACACGUGGGUGGCUGGCCUCUCCCAUCUUGUCGAGAGUGUUCAGUCUUUACAUCAGGAGAAGCAGUAUGAUAUCUGGCUGCGUAUACAGUUCCAAGAUGCGGACAAGGACAACAAAAGUCUCAACUUCUCGGAGUGUUGUGCUCUGCUGCGCCAACUCAACAUUAAGAUGGACAAGACCCAUGCCAAGAAGCUGUUUAAUCAAGCCAACACCAGCAAGCAGAAGAGAGGAGGAGAACAGGUGCUGGAGGUCGACGAAUUUGUGUCUUUCUAUCAUGCUCUUCUCAAGAUGCCGGAGAUUGAGAAGCUGUUUAAGAGGUACGCCAGUGAAAGGACUAUGAUGAUGAGCGCCCAGCAGCUGCAGACCUUCCUGGCGGGGGAGCAGGGGCUGGACACACUGACGGAGGAGGACUGUAGCAAGAUCAUCUCCCAGUUUGAGCUUAGCAGUUUGAAGGAGAAGGGCUACAUGACUCAGGAUGGCUUCAACCACAUGCUACUGUCGGAGAUGUUUGAUGUUUACACGAGCCACCACCAGCGUUCCGUGUGGCAGGACAUGACCAGGCCCUUCUCUCAUUACUACAUCUCGUCGUCUCAUAACACGUAUUUGACAGGGCACCAGCUGGCAGGGGAGAGCAGUGUGGAAGGGUACAUCAGUGCACUUAAGAGAGGCUGCCGGCUGCUCGAACUGGACGUAUGGGAUGGCGACGAAGGGGAGCCUAUUAUUUACCACGGACACACUCUGACCUCCAAGAUAACACUCCUCGAUGUUUUGAGGGACGGAGUGAAGGCAUAUGCGUUUGAAGCCUCACCUUAUCCUGUUAUCCUGUCCAUCGAGAAUCACCUCUCCCUGGACCAGCAGAGGGUCAUGGUCCAGCAGAUGGAGGAAAUACUAGGAGACAUGCUCCUAACUGAACCAGCCUCGCGGGACAUGGUGGCCCUACCUUCCCCUGAGGACCUGAAACACAAGAUUAUCGUCAGGGCUAAGAAACCACAGGGGACGGAUGUGGAGUCGGAUGAUGAGGAGGAUGACCAGGAUGCCAUCGACUACAUUGACAGUGACGACGGUGCUUCACAGUCCAAGAAAGUUCGCUCUCUGUACCGGAGCUUCAGAAACUCCAUCAGAUCUAGACAAAAUUCUCUCCGCAAAUAUACUGUUCAGGAGCAGAAGCCCCACAAGCCCAUGGCGCCGGAGUUGACCCGAGUCGUGAACGUCCUGGAGGGCAAAAAAUUCACAUCGUUCCAGGAUGCGUUUGAAUCCUACAAGUGCGUCCACACCCCCUCGAUCGGGGAGACCAAAGCAAAGGGUCUGUUUGAGUCGACCCCAGACCAGUUUAUGAACUUCACCGAGAGGCACGUCACUAAAGUUUACCCGCUCGGCACCAGGACGGACUCUUCAAACCUCAAGCCUUACCCGUUCUGGAGUGUUGGCUGCCAGAUUGUGGCACUCAACAUGCAGACAGAAGACAAGGCAAAUUUCUACAACAAUGGUCUAUUUAGAAGCAAUGGUAACUGUGGCUAUGUCCUCAAGCCACCCAUACUGCUCAGGGAGGAGCCUUACAACCCCCUGGAGGCUGCCGAGAGAGCUGGCAAGGUGGUGAGGGUGGUGGUACUGAGCGGGCAGCACCUCCCGGACAGCGCUAAGAAGGGUGACAUCGUUGACCCGUACGUGCAGCUGAAGGUCAGAGGUCACCCCAUCGACCACCAGAAGCAGAGAACUAAAGUUGUCAAGAAUAAUGGCUUCAACCCAGUGUGGAAUGAGCCCCUGGAGGUGACCAUCAAGGUUCCUGAAGUGUCUCUGUUGUAUUUCUCCCUGCGUGACGAGAGCUCCCUUGCCAGCGACCCUGUUUUGGCACUCUGCUGCAUCCCCUUCAGGUCCCUGGCUACUGGUUACAGACACGUUCAUCUGACGGACAUCACAGGGAAGUCUUUGGCCCCGUCAGCUCUGUUUGUCCAUGUGUCUGUGCUGGAUAAGUGAGCUCCCCCCCCCCACUAACCUAAUUCUCUCUCUCUCUCUCUCUCUCUCUCUCUCUCUCUCUCUCUCUCUCUCUCUCUCUCUCUC
Molecule: messenger RNA, 2839 nt
Organism: Portunus trituberculatus (swimming crab)
Lineage: Eukaryota; Metazoa; Arthropoda; Malacostraca; Decapoda; Portunidae
Product: 1-phosphatidylinositol 4,5-bisphosphate phosphodiesterase eta-2-like
Biological process (GO): phosphatidylinositol-mediated signaling; lipid metabolic process
Molecular function (GO): phosphatidylinositol-4,5-bisphosphate phospholipase C activity
Source: RefSeq, a predicted model, not a curated record